UGCCAAAUAUUUCUUUCCUCGUCGAUGUUGCCCUCGAGUUGAAUUUGUUGUCGCCAUUUUAUAUUUAGAAGUAACUUUAGGCGCAGUUUUAAGAAGUGAAAUAUUUCCAAUCUAUUUAAUUUAGUGAUACACUGUGAUAUUUUGUAAAUAGAAGUUGAACUGAAUUUUAGAUUAUCCAAAAAUGGGUCGCAAAAAGAAGAAGAUGUCUAAGCCCUGGUGUUGGUAUUGUAAUCGAGAAUUCGAAGACGAAAAAAUCUUGAUACAGCAUCAGAAAGCAAAACAUUUCAAGUGUCACAUAUGCCAUAAGAAGUUAUAUACAGGACCUGGUUUAUCCAUUCAUUGUAUGCAAGUUCACAAAGAGACAAUUGAUAAAGUACCGAAUUCAUUACCACUUCGCUCAAAUAUAGAAAUAGAGAUAUACGGAAUGGAAGGAAUACCACCAGCAGAUUUGAAAGAACAUGAGAAGCAACGACAAGGAGGAAAUGAUUCCGGUUCUGAUGAUGAACCAACACCAAACAAAAAACUUAAACAAGAGCAUGCAUUAGGUAAUGCUCCAGGGCCUCAUCCACCCGGAAUGAUGCCUCCUGGUAUGAUGCCACCACCUGGAAUGCCUCCAGGUAUGCCCAUGAUGCCAAUGGGUCCACCGUUCAUCCAUCCAGGAAUGUCAUCAGGAAAUGAGCUUUAUUAUUACAGAAUGCCAAUGAUGCCCCCCCAUCAUAUGAUGAUGCAAGGGCAGCCAGGACCUGCAAAACCUCUAUUCCCUAGUGCAGUUCCUACUUCAUCACCUGGUGGUGCUGUUGUUGGAGCUGAUUUCAAACCGAUAACACAAGCUUCAUCUUUUACAGGGGCCACAAUUAGCGCACCUCCUACCACUAACCAAGCAGCUGGAUCUUCAACUCCCAAUAGUGAUAAGGUUACUCUUAUUACGAACACAGGAACUAGCAGUAAAAUUAUUCAUCCAGCAGAAGAUAUUUCAUUAGAAGAAAUCAGAGCUAAACGAUUGAAAUACACAAAGGUCACAGCACCAAAACCUGAAGAGCAACAUGUACCUACAUCAAGUGCUGCAGCCACUAAUUUGGCCAUAGCAGUUUCGGCUGCACAGCAGGCUGCCGUACAACAGGCCAAGCACAUUGACGCAAUGAACCAUCAAGCAGCGAUGAUGCAAAGGUUUGGUCAGCCUGUAAGGGUGUCAGGACCUCCCAUCGGUAUGAUACCUGGCGGUCCCAUCAUGUCCCCCAUGAGACCUCACAUGUUGCACGGGCCGCCCACGCUGAUAGGGGGACACUUGGUCAGGCCUCCCCCCCUCAGCAUGCCUCCAGGUAUGAUGGGUAUGCCACCAGGAUUAGUUUAUGGUACUCCGAUGUUUCCUGCUGGUCCUGUGCUAAUGCAGCCAAGGUUCAGAUGAUCCCCAAUAUACCUGGUGUAUCAACCGCAAGUCUAAUGAAAUCCUAUUGAUUGUUUUCCGAUAAUGAAUCUUCAAUUCAAUAAGCUUAAAAAUUUUUCUAAAUUAUUUAUCCUAAGACAUUUUUUGUUCUUUAAAUUGUUCUAGUUUUCCUUUCCUGGUAAUGACAUAGUUUUAUUUUGACAGGUUUUUUAACACUUAAAUACCAGCUGAAAUGGUAUGUACAGUUAUUUUUCUUUAUAUCAGAAAAAAGAGUACCGAAAACCUGCAUUUCUCAGGUUAGUGUUCUUUUUUUUUAUUUAAUUUUUUUUUAAGAGACGUAAUUGCAAAGAAUCUGAAAAUUUUUUAGUCGAAUUGUGAUCAAUAUCUGGUCGCUCAACUGACGUUAUCUUGUAAAUUUAUAUUCUACUCCAUAAUUUUUUCGGAGGUUGAGCUUCGUUUAUUGAUUGCAUUUUGACAUAAUCGAUAAUAUUCAAAUUAAGUCAUAGGAAAGAUAAGUAUAGACAUAUUUCUAAAAACAUUCAAUUGAUGCUCUUUCCCUCCAAACUUUCAAAUAAUAGAUAGGCUAAUAAUGUAUUGUACAAUUCUUCAUUUGGUCAUUUUACUCAGGUUUGUACAUUUUUCAAUAUUUAUGGAUAUCGGAAGGUAAGCAAGCUCUUCUUGGAAUAAGUGUAUAUUAUUGAUACUUUCCAAUGGGCUGCCCAUAAUAUCUUCGUUAUUGUAUUUCUGAUAGAAAGGUAGGUCUAUUUAGACUAUUGAAAUUAUAACUAACUGCAAAACCACCAAUAUGAUAGUAACGAUUCAAAACUUUUUCAUAACCAAUUACAUGUCAAUACUUUGAAUUUUUUUCUGGAAACCUAAAAUAAUUUUUUUCUCUCUAUUCUCCCACUGGUGUAUGGUUUACACGUGUUUCCUGCUUUCAUACAGCGUGUUUCACCAUAAACGGAACAAAUAUAUAUAAACGUGUAGUUGAGAUCAGGAAAAUCAGGAGAAACGUAGUUUCCUCAUCAUAUGUACCCCGUUUUGAAACAUAAGCUAGAUAUUGAUAAAUUAUUUUAAACAACUUGUAUGUUGCUUACAUUUUGAGAUACAUAAUAAAUAUAUGUUAUAUCGCUUAUGCUUCGAAAUGUAUAUAUCAUAAGGUAAAAAUGUUUCUUUCAAUCUCAUCUACAGGAAGGAUAUAUUUGUCCAGUUUAUGGUGAAACACCCUGUGUAUUGAAAAGUGCAUGGUAAUGACUCUUGAUGCCAGUAAAUAUAUAAAGGGAAAUUAUCGGAUCACUUGGGUUAAUUAUUAGGGCAGGUGAUAUCCGUCACAGUGAAUGAUGCACUGUUGGACUGAACAAACCCCCUGUCUUGUCUUACAUCAUUAAAGGGAUGACGAUUUUUCCUCUACUGGUAUACCAUGCAAUCGAAAAUGAAAGAAAAAUAUGUUCUUAAUAUUUCAUUACAACCUGAAUAGUUCUACUUUUUGACUAAUUAUUUUCAUUUUUAUUUAAUGACGUAAGAUUAAGACAGGUGAUUUUUCCUGUCACAGCAAACUUGUCAAGUCAAAAUGUAAAAAUUCCCAUGCUGUUGGGUCUUCAGUCCCCUGCCAGUCGAAUCAUGUGGCUUAAAACAGGCGAUUGUUUUGGUGUAUAUACCAAUCCAAUCACAGGAUUGAACGAUACCAUCCUGUUGGAACAGGUGUCCAAACUUUUUUUUUUUAUCAUGUAAUUGAAUCGUUGUAUGUUUGGUCAUUUGUUCCCUUGUUCUCAUUGCUAUAUAUGUAAGUAGAAAUUCAGAAUGUAUUAAAUAUCUGUUUGUACAAAUAAAGAUUUAUUUGGAA
Coccinella septempunctata (seven-spotted ladybird) is the source of this 3227-nucleotide messenger RNA. RefSeq names its product BUB3-interacting and GLEBS motif-containing protein ZNF207 (gene BuGZ). Gene Ontology annotation, molecular function: DNA binding. The coding region runs from base 182 to 1405 and encodes 407 amino acids. Gene Ontology annotation, cellular component: nucleus. The record is from RefSeq and is a predicted model, not a curated record. Lineage: Eukaryota; Metazoa; Arthropoda; Insecta; Coleoptera; Coccinellidae. The transcript is spliced from 7 exons.